Molecule: messenger RNA, 2495 nt
Organism: Leptomonas pyrrhocoris
Lineage: Eukaryota; Euglenozoa; Kinetoplastea; Trypanosomatida; Trypanosomatidae
Exons: 1
Coding region: 627-2495 (622 amino acids)
Molecular function (GO): protein binding
Source: RefSeq, a predicted model, not a curated record
AGCUGUACGUGUUUGUUUUCCGUUAGUCUUGCCAAACUACAGGAAAAAAAUGAACACGUCAGAGGAGUCUAGGGCAACGUUGUCACAGGACGGAGCACCGUACGAUCGCCGCAAAUUCGUUGAAAGGAUGCAACAGUAUUCUGAAUCUGUGACAUCCUUUAGUUGGCUACUCAGUGGACCCUCAGGCUACUUUGUAGUGGAACCAUCCCAGACAGCCACUGAGCCGCCUUUGUAGGCGAGGCGACUUUCGUGGUUGUUUCGCUGCUGUAUUUAGAAGUUCAUUUAGAGCCUUCGUGUUGAGACUUAAAAAAGAAAAAACCGCUACUACUCUUUAGAUUCUCGUCAAUUCACCCAAACGACAAUAAAAAUACUUCCACGAAUGCUGAACGAUUAGCAGAUUUUUUUUUUCUUUCUCCUCUUUCGUCUUUCCAACUAUGGUUUCACUCGAUCAAUUGCCAGUCAUUGGUGGCGUUUUUCAAGCACAAGAGAAAUAUGUAAGAAAGGUAGGUGAAAUCGCUCUAGCAUUCUCACCAUGCGGUCUUAAUGCGUCUCUCUAUUUCUCUUCUUCCUCUGCUAAUUAUUCUUUAAUUAUUUUCAUCCAGAGUUAUUGGCUUGCUAGAAGAACCAUGGAGGUCAGAGACUUUAUUCGGUACUUUCCCAAAUCGGCUCUCAGUGCUCAGUACGUGCAGUCACUCGAUAAAGCAGAGCAGCGAGACCUAGUCGUGAGCCUCGUAGAUGACGCUAUCUUUUGCGAUUCUUGGGAGGCUUAUUUUAGUUUUGCGGAGCGCAACAAUGUGACUAUCUCGGAAGAGGUUGCUUUGGCAGCAGUGCAAGCCGUUGGUCUCGAUCCGCUGAGCGUGACGUUGUGGGUAAAGGCAGCUAACUGCUGCGGCUCCUCGGAGUCACGAAUGAAUUUGUAUGAAUUUGGUCUCUCUGUUCCUUUAUACAAUUGGCAGAAGCUGUACGCUGAAUACCGCGCUUUUGCAGAGCAGAACGGUACGAGAGAAGUCAUUGCAGAAGAUGAAUGUGAGCGGGUAGCAGCCGUGGCGCUUCACGAAAAGUGGCCUGAUCGGUACGCACGCUUUGACACCGAUGAAGAGGUCCAGAAUGUCCGGCGUGCGUGGCUGGUGCACGUGGCCGUCAUGAUUUCCGGUCUUGACAGCGGUGUCCUCGCUAGAGACCUGCAACUUCGUCGGAUCGAGUUGGCUAUGCGUCAGAUGUGUUGCCAGCUGCCUGCUGAUGAUUCAUGCUGGUACCAGUACGCGUUGUUUCAGCUCCGCAUUUUGGAGGACAGAGAGGCCGCCAAGAAGACCAUCGAGAGUUGCCUCGCCGCGGCAGGGCCGUCGUUUGCAUUGGACAACGUUGCCUCGGUCGUCUCCGCCGCGGUAGAUGGGCGUAGUGGUUCCGCCGAUGCCGACGCGUUGCCUGCCACAGAGGUGAUGCUGAAACAGCGUUGUGCCGCUGAGAGCUUGGUGUUAAACGGUGUCACCAAGGAUGGAGUCCAAACACUCCGUGCGGCUGGCAAGGCGGCGGCGCAACAGGGCCUCGUCGAUUGGAAGAUCUAUUCGCAGUGGUGCACUGCGGAAGACAUGACGGCGAACAACUCGAAGAUGGCGGCAAAGGUGCUCGAAAACGGCAUGGUUUGCUGCGCCCACUCUCCGUCCGAUGCAGUUCUGUUGGGCAGUGAAGCGGCGCAGUACCACCUCUUGCAGCGGCACGAGCGCGAAACUCUCGGGUACGCGGAACAGCAGAUCGAGCAACAGGCCGGACAGCACCAUCGAGGUCGGAUUCUGGCCUCUUGGAACUCCUUGGUUCGCAUCGAGAGACUUUUAGGACUCAGCUUCUCCAAAGCAGCGAGGCGCCGCUCCGAAUUGUUUCCUCAAGCGCCGAUCCUCACGUUUCUCGAACACUGCCGCGUAGGCGACUAUCUGCCCUGCAGCAAAAAGACGUUCAAUUGGAUUCAGUUUAUCGAGGAUUACAACAUGGACAAGUUGUCCGUGGAGGAGACGCCCUUCCAGGGAAUUGUGUCGCAGCGGAAAAUGACACUCGCAGCGCGGCCACAGCCGACCGUGGAGUACGAAUCUCCCGAUGACACACUCUGGGAGGCAUUCGUGCCGCCGGUGAACAGUCAUCCGCCGCGCGCGACGGACGAUCCGGACGAAGUCACCGGAGUGCGGGAGCUGCGCGGGAAGCUGGUGUACCGCGUGAAGGUGGACCCGCGAACCGCGGCGAGGUGCCGGCGGGAGGAAAGGACGCGCCGACAGACGAAGCUGGGUGUGGGGACAACGGAAGGCGGGAGUGCGCUCAAAUCGAUGCUGGGCAGAGUCAAAUCUGUCCACCUCACCGAGUACCAGACGCGCAGGCUGAACGCGGUUUCCGCAGAUUGGCUUGUGCGCCUACUGACGUCGUCCGAGUUGGAUCUGGAACGCGUGCUAAAGGAACGCGCGGAGCGUAAGCAAAGCGAGGAGGAUCCUCGAUGGGAAGAAAAGCGGUAG